AUGGGCCAACAAUUGAGUGAGGAAUCCAACAGAGUGGAAAUAGAUGUGGCGGAGCUCCAGGAAUGGUAUAAAAAGUUUGUAGUGGAAUGUCCGAGCGGAACACUUUUCAUGCAUGAAUUUAAGCGUUUUUUUGGCGUGACGGAUAACCAGGAAGCAGCCGAUUAUGUGGAACAUAUGUUCAGAGCCUUUGAUAAAAAUGGGGACAACACAAUAGAUUUCCUGGAGUAUGUGGCUGCUCUUAAUCUGGUUUUAAGGGGAAAACUGGAGCACAAGUUGAAAUGGACGUUCAAAGUAUACGACAGAGAUGGAAAUGGUUGUAUAGACAAGACGGAGCUUCUAGAGAUUGUGGAGUCAAUUUACAACUUGAAGAAGGUGUGCCGUCAGGGCCAAGAUGAUCGAAUUCCAUUGCUCUCACCAGAGGAAGUAGUGGACAGGAUAUUCCAGUUGGUGGAUGAGAACGGAGAUGGGCAGCUAUCAUUGGAUGAGUUUAUUGACGGUGCUCGGAAGGACAAGUGGGUGAUGAAGAUGCUGCAGAUGGAUGUGAGUCCAGGAAGUUGGAUUAAUGAGCAAAGAAGGAAGAGUGUGCUGUUUUAAUGUCAAGUUGAUGCUUAGUUGCUCAUCAUGAAGAUCUUACCCGGGACCAUGAAACAGGGGGUGAAAACUCAAAGAGUUGUGUUCUG
Spea bombifrons (plains spadefoot toad) is the source of this 680-nucleotide messenger RNA. It is a transcript of the gene GUCA1B, whose product is annotated as guanylate cyclase activator 1B. Lineage: Eukaryota; Metazoa; Chordata; Amphibia; Anura; Pelobatidae. Gene Ontology annotation, biological process: visual perception. The record is from RefSeq and is a predicted model, not a curated record. The transcript has 4 exons. Gene Ontology annotation, cellular component: cone photoreceptor outer segment; photoreceptor inner segment. Gene Ontology annotation, molecular function: calcium ion binding; calcium sensitive guanylate cyclase activator activity. The coding region runs from base 1 to 594 and encodes 197 amino acids.